AUGCCUCCAAAGAACAAAGGAGGUGCUAAAGCCAAAGCACCCGAACCAGCGAAGCAAGAAUCUCCGAAACAACCCCAGACCAUCAAAGAGCUCGAGUGGCAGUGGUACUACGAGACGAAUCCUUACCAGAAGUCCUUCGAAGAGCUUGGUCUCCAUGGCAUGACCCCAGCUGAUCGACAAGCCUAUCUCAACCAAGAAUAUCUAAAACCGGGCGCUGCCAAGACCCUCUCCAACAAAGCACAAAAGGAACUGUGGAAGCAGCUAAACGAAGCCAACGUUCCUCUACGCAGCUUACCCCGGCCGCGCGAUCACCAGUGGGGCCGCGACAAGAACGGCCGCGACGUCGGCGAUUAUACCGUUGAGGAGUACGAAGCCCGCGAGGCGAAGAAGGUUAAGCUUCUAUUGCUUCUAGACGAAAGCUCAGCUUUUAAGGUCAAGCGCGCGAAAGCCGACGAAAACAACCCCGACAACGAGAAGACAUACACUUGCACCGAAGAGGACGUAGAUGCUGAAAUAGCUAGGCGGAAAGAGAUGUCAAAAUUACAGUACGACCUAUACGGCGCCAAGAUGGAUCCCUACGAGCUGGAUCCAGACUGGGAUGACGUCGUACCGAUACCUCAGAUCGAGCCCGAGGGAGCGCUUGCCGCUAUUGCGUAUCCGGAUGAAUAUUCUGAGGCUAUGUCCUACCUCCGUGCCGUUAUGGCAGCGAAAGAGUAUUCACCCCGAUGCCUCAGACUAACCGAGCGCAUCAUAUCCUUAAACCCGGCACACUAUACCGUCUGGCUGUACCGGUUCUCUAUUGUACAGGCUCUAAACAUAUCGAUCCUAGACGAAAUCGACUGGCUCAACGAAGUCUCUCUCGCACACAUCAAGAACUACCAGAUUUGGAACCACCGGCAACAGCUGAUGGAACACUACUACCCGACGAUCGUGACGGUGCCCUCAGAGGUAGCCGACCUAGCUAACAGCGAGCGGAAGUUCCUAGAGAAGAUGCUCCGGCUAGAUACGAAGAAUUACCACGUAUGGAGCUACCGGCAGUAUAUAGUGCGCAAGCUGGGGAUAUGGGGCGACGCCGAGCGGCAGAGCAUAGAGACCCUGAUCCACGAGGACGUACGGAACAACUCAGCCUGGUCGCACCGCUUCUUCGUCGUAUUCUCAGACCCGGCGUACGCGACACCCAACUCGCACGCCACGGAGCACGACCCGAAGAUACCGGAUGAUGUCGUCGACCGCGAAAUCAAGUACGCCCAGCAGAAGAUCGAGCUCGCGCCGCAGAAUCAAAGCCCCUGGAAUUACCUCCGCGGGGUGCUAGUCAAGGGAGGCCGGAAGUUGGUGACCGUAGGGGAUUUUACAGAGCAGUUUGUUACGAAGCUAAGCGAUGCGGAAGCAGAGGAGGUUCGGAGUUCGCAUGCCUUAGACUUGCUAGCAGAUAUAUACAAAGAGACAGGGGAGCUGGAAAAAGCGGACUUGGUACUUAGACGGCUAGGCGAUAAGUGGGAUCGCAUUCGGCGCGGGUACUGGGAGUACAGGCGGAAGCUACUAAAGGAGGACCAGCGUUAG
Molecule: messenger RNA, 1560 nt
Organism: Daldinia childiae
Lineage: Eukaryota; Fungi; Ascomycota; Sordariomycetes; Xylariales; Hypoxylaceae
Product: Protein farnesyltransferase/geranylgeranyltransferase type-1 subunit alpha
Exons: 3
Coding region: 1-1560 (519 amino acids)
Biological process (GO): protein geranylgeranylation; protein farnesylation
Cellular component (GO): cytoplasm; CAAX-protein geranylgeranyltransferase complex; protein farnesyltransferase complex
Molecular function (GO): protein farnesyltransferase activity; CAAX-protein geranylgeranyltransferase activity
Source: RefSeq, a predicted model, not a curated record